Molecule: messenger RNA, 1665 nt
Organism: Capsella rubella
Lineage: Eukaryota; Viridiplantae; Streptophyta; Magnoliopsida; Brassicales; Brassicaceae
Exons: 7
Coding region: 1-1458 (485 amino acids)
Source: RefSeq, a predicted model, not a curated record
AUGGCGAAAUCGAAUAGACCCAAAGCUUCGGAGCGUAUGAUAGGCAAUGGUGAAGUUACUCCGAUUCAAGUCGCCUUCCUCGUCGAUCGAUACCUUUGCGAUAAUCGAUUUUUAAAAACCCGAUCCCUUUUCAGAUCUGAAGCUUCUUCUCUCAUCUCCAACUCUCCUGUUCGUGAAGUUCCGAACACUUUGAUACCUUUGAAUGAGAUUUUGAACGAAUACAUUCGUCUCAAGAAGGAGAAGAUGGUGAUGGAUCAGGAGAAAGCGAAACUGGAUCAAGAGAAAACUCGGGUUCAAAAUCUUUUGAAUGGGAUGCAAGAUGUGAUGAAUGCUUAUAACUCCACCGCCGCCGCAGCUCCUCCUCCUCCUCCGGCGAUUAUGGCGGCAGCUCCGACGGAUAUCCAAGUGGUUGCUUCUACUUCUAAACAGAACAACAUUGGCGUCUCUUCUUCAGGCUGCACUGUGUACAACACAGCUAAUGUUAGGCCAGUAUCAUUACCAGGAAACAAAAGAGUUGGGAGUUUCACAGCACCUUGUAUCACUCAGUCUACAAACAAAAAGCGAAAGAGUCCUGAGAUUUCUCUAGGAGCUCCUUCUGUUUCUAGGAAAGGGAUGAAAAAGCUCCCAGAAGCUGAUAAGGUGACUAAUUACUUGGCUUUUCAAACAUCAUCUCAAACACAAACGCCCGUGAGCAACGGUGUAGCUAAUAAGUCGUCGCCAAGUGUGGCAAAGUGUUUGUUUGACAAAUCAGACAUGUCUCCUCCGACCAAUUCUGCUUGUCCGAGGACACCGCAAAAGCAAGCAUCAGAUCAAAGUGAUAGACCUAUCACUCCCCAGGAAGAAGUUACUCCUACAAACUGCACAAUUGUUACUAAGGAGAGAAUCACAGUCAGUCCUCUCAAGCAAAUUGGUUCUUAUACAGUGGAAAGGAGCCAUAUGGUUUCUUCUUUUUCUCCGGUGAAGUCUAAUCUGAAAUUGUCGAGUAAAAGAGAUCAUGUGAAAGGAAGACUCAACUUCGAUGACACUGAAACCACAAUGCACUUGGAUGCACCUGCCACUGCUGAUAUGGUUUCCACUUCUUCAUCUGGCUCUGAAGCAGAAGCUGAUUUGUUUGACAUAGAUUUUUCCAAUAUAGAUCUUCUGAGUGAAGACUUUUCAUUUUCGGAGUUACUAGUCGAUUUCGAUCUUGGUUGUGAAGGAAUGUCAGACCCUUGCCUUCCACAACCAUCAAACUUCCACAUAGAGAGUGCUUCAGGGUCAUCUCCUGAAUCAAGAAACACGAAUCUAGAGCCUGACCAGGUUGUAUCAGAGUAUACAUCAACAGUAACAGAAAUGAUUCAAGGGAAAGACAUGAAUACACAAGGAUCUGACUCUAUGACUACUGUGAAAUCCAUAACAAAAUGCUUACGAAUCUUAAGUCCUGCCAAGAAUUGCAGACAAAGAGCCACAAUGGACUGAUUCGAAAGUCGACAUAACCACGCUUCUAUAUAUUUUGAGAGCUCCGUAACUUAGAUUGUUUUUUCGGAUGUAUCCCUUAAUGUGGUAGGCUCCUAACUAGUUCUAAAUGUAAGUUAUUAAGUAUUUCCUCUAAGUUAGAGAUUAGUUUGGUAGCUCAAUUCUCUCUACAUGACUUAUCUGUAAAAGUAGAAUUAACUUGUUAUUUUA